This is a messenger RNA of Gigantopelta aegis, 4635 nucleotides long. RefSeq names its product ribonuclease 3-like. The record is from RefSeq and is a predicted model, not a curated record. Gene Ontology annotation, biological process: rRNA processing; primary miRNA processing; regulation of gene expression. Gene Ontology annotation, cellular component: nucleus. The coding region runs from base 158 to 4399 and encodes 1413 amino acids. The transcript has 27 exons. Gene Ontology annotation, molecular function: ribonuclease III activity; double-stranded RNA binding. Lineage: Eukaryota; Metazoa; Mollusca; Gastropoda; Neomphalida; Peltospiridae.
UCAAAGUAAAAUUGCGUUUGUUGUGAGCGAGAGUUGAAAAAGUCUUCAGAUUACCGUUCUAAAAUCAUGAAAUUCUAAACUUGAACAAGAAUUAGACAACCACUAUUCAACAUAUGUAUAAUAUGAUAGGUAGUCACAUGCAAUAUAAACAUUCAGAAUGAGGCCUGGUGAUCAACAGCGCAAUCAAAUGCCUCCAAGAGGACCAAGGCAUUGUGGUACAGGUAUGCUUCCGUUUAACAAUGCUGGCAUGCCGAUGUCUGGUUUGGCUGCAUGUUCCAUGCCAUUCCCAGUUGGGCCAGGAUCGGGUCCUGCCCCACAAAGACCAUUUCACUGUAUGGUAGGACAACAAGACAGCUUCAUACCAUCGAUGAUGUCAAAUCAAGGCCACAAUCCUCAAGUUAACCCAGGAUUUGCAAUGCAAAAUACAGCACGAAUGGGCUUCAUCCAACAACCUACCUCGUACCUUCCACAAAAUAUGAUGCCAUGGGGAUCAGGUGCUGCUGUCCCGGCUGUACGGUUUCCUGGACAAAUGGGACCUAGUCCAGCUCCUUCUCAAGGUGGAAUGACAGCACAGUGGAAUCGAAAUAACUCUGGAUUUCAGGCAGGUCCAGUGCUGGCACAGGAUUUGCGGGGCAUGGGAAACAUCAGCAUAGGAUCGGGUGGUAACUUGAUGGGUGGCGAGUCGAGUAGAAACCAGUCCUUCAGGAGAUCGGGGGACAGUGGCCGGUCAGACAGUGAACACGGGGACGGGUUCUCUUACUCAAGGACAGACUCCGGUAGUGACAGACCUCGAUACAGGAACUAUGACACAGAGAGGAGGUCUCGAGAUGUAAGUAGAUAUAGAGAGAAGAACCGGUACAGUGAUUCCGACAGAGAUAGAGCUUCUGAUAGGAGACCUAGCACAAGCAAAGAUGUCGAGAAAGAAAGGAACUCUGACUGGGAUAAGGACAAUAGUUGUUCAAGUUCCAGGAGGUCGGACAAGGAAAGGAAAGUAAGUAGAGAUCAUGGAAACAGGGGUUCCAAUAAAAGUCUGGAUAGAGAGAGAUCUGAUGAAAAGAGCGGGAGGUUAGAGACUGGAGAACGGAACAGAAAUCGAGAUACAGAUAGAGGUCAGAAUCGAGGGAAGUCUGUUUCAGAGUCACAGAGGGACAAGAGAAGUGAAAAAAGUAAAGCAGGAGAUCAUCAUUCGAGUUCUCGACCUCCAUACAAAAGUUCUGAUGACAGAAAAGAAAGUGGAGUAACAAGUAAACGGUAUGAUUCAAGAUCAGACAGGAGUAAACGUAGUUACUCACAACGGUGGGACAGAGAUUCAAGUCGAGAUAACAGAGACUCGAAGCGUAGUCGAUAUGACAUCAGUUUUGAAGAAGUGAACCCUGAAGGUCAGUCGGAUGAUAAUGAGUCAGUAGACGGCAGUUCCGCGACGACCAAGCCGGAUGCAUCACCACAGGACGACACACCCUCUUGGCUUCGAUGUUCUCCAGCUGACUUGUACUUCACACGAGACACAGAGCAGACGAGCUGUCUUAUGUCCACCAAACGGAUGACUGAUCUCGAGGACAAGUUUCGACUGGAGCUGGUUGAACGGGCUCGACAAGUGAAGGCAAAUCAACCUGUGAUAGCGAAACCCCCGCGCCCCCCUCCACGACUUCACCACCACCAUCACCACCACUCAGAGUCAGAUUCUGACAGUAGUAACAGUAGUAGUAGUAGUUGUGAUUCGGAUUCGGACGCUGAGAACGCUCCACCACGCUGGAUCGAGGAGCUGAACCGCAAACGACAACAUCCUUACCACAUGCAUGAUGAGCUGUGGUAUAAUGAUCCAGGGGAGAUGAAUGAUGGACCAUUAUGUCAGUGCAGUCUUAAAUCACAGCGUAGUGGUAUUCGACACAAUCUCUACCCAGGCGAGCAGGCCAUUCCAAACUGCAACCCCAAAAGUAACAAUUUGGACAAGCUGUAUCAUUAUCAUAUUACCAUGUCACCAUCAACAAAUUUGCUGACGAAGAGUCCCACUGUGAUAGAAUAUGACAACCACGAGUAUAUCUUUGAAGGCUUCUCCUUGUUCUCACAUUACAAACUGGAAAACAUUCCAUUGUGCAAAGUUAUUAGAUUCAAUAUAGAAUAUACAAUUCACUUUUUUGAAGAACACAUACCUGAGAAUUUUUCCAUUCGAGGAAUAGAUUUAUUCAGUGAGUUUUUGUUUACUGAAAUUCUUGAGCUGGUUGACAUCGACUGGUGUGGACCAAACACUGAAGAUGAGAAAACUGGUUGUCAACGAUAUCACUUGAUGCCUCGGUUUGCUCGCGGACUUCCAGAAAAUGGUAAAGAGAUCUUGUCAAUAAAUGAGGUCCUGAAUUUUCUGCUGCGGAGCUCAAAACCGUUGCUAGAAGAAACCGAACUUGCCGGCCUGCUCAAGUAUUCGGAAACCGAGUGGACGGAUAUGGUGGAUGAGGUACGUGGGAUGAUCGUCACGUACCCAGGAAAGAAGCCGAGCUCGAUUCGUAUUGACCAGCUUGAUAGACAACAGCUGAAGCGAGACGUGAUCACGUACCCACUAAUCAUACACUUCGGAGUCCGUCCACCACAACUCAGCUAUGCUGGCGACCCUAUAUACCAGAAGGAGUGGAAGCAGUACAUGAAGUACAAACAUCUGCUCAACUCUAAAGCUAAAGUGACCGUCGGCGACAAGCUCAAACUCGAGGCCAAAGAACAAAAACUGAACAGUAUUAUGAAAAUAUCAUUGAAACGGGAAGUGACAGUGGAGCUGAGUAGUGAAGGAUUUCUUAGAACUGGUCUCAAGUCGGACAUUUGUCAGCAUGCAAUGCUUCUUCCUGUAUUACUUGGCCAUCUGAGAUUUCACAAAUGUCUUGAUGAAAUGGAGAAGCACAUUGAGUACAAAUUCAAGGACCGAUAUCUUCUGCAGUUGGCCCUGACUCACACGUCAUACACUGUGAACUAUGGAACCAAUCCUGACCAUGCACGGAACUCACUCACAAACUGUGGCAUGAGACAGGUGGAAUAUGGUGACAGGAAAAUACACUUUGUCCACACCAGAAAGAGAGGUAUUAACAUCUUGAUGGACAUCAUGUCCCGACAAGGACGGAAGGAAGAGACGGCUUCCAAGAUCCCUCACAAUGAGAGACUGGAGUUCCUAGGGGAUGCUGUUGUUGAGUUUUUGUCAAGUGUUCACUUGUACUUCAUGUUUCCUUGGCUGGAAGAGGGAGGACUGUCGACAUACAGAACAGCCAUUGUCCAGAAUCAGAAUCUCUCCAUACUUGCCAAGAAACUUCGCCUGCAGGACUUCAUGCUGUACGCACACGGCCCUGACCUCUGCCACGAGUCUGACCUGAAACAUGCGAUGGCCAACUGUUUUGAGGCCUUGAUUGGUGCAUUAUUUAUGGAUGGUGGAGUCGAACUGACCGACCGGAUCUUCACCCACUGUCUGUUUGAGGAAGACAAACUGCUGUCGACGUGGUCUGAACUGCCGCUUCACCCGCUACAGGAAGACGAACCCAAUGGAGACCGCCACUGGCAGGAGAACAGUCCCAUACUACAGAAACUGGCUACCUUUGAAGAAUCUGUUGGUAUAAAGUUUGAUCACGUUCGCCUUCUGGCUAAAGCUUUUACUUUGAGAAAUGUUGGUUACAACUUUCUUACCCUUGGUCAUAACCAGCGUUUGGAGUUUCUUGGUGAUACUGUGCUACAACUGGUUGCCUCGGAGUUUCUCUUCAAACACUUCCCAGAGCAUCACGAAGGUCACCUGUCGCUUCUUCGCAGUUCCCUAGUGAACAACCGCACCCAGGCUAUCGUGUGUGACGAUCUCAACAUGACAGACUAUGUCAUCUUUGACAGAAACGGACGUGACAAAAACGAAAUGAAAACCAAAGAAAAAGCUGAUCUUUUAGAAGCAUUCCUUGGCUCUCUGUUUGUGGACAAAGACUUGGACUACUGCCGCGUGUUCUGUCAGGUGUGUUUCUUCCCGCGACUGCGCAUGUUCAUCAUGAACCAGGAUUGGAACGACCCCAAGUCACAGCUCCAGCAGUGUUGUCUGACGUUACGAGAACUGGACGGCGGGGAACCAGACAUCCCCGUGUACAAAGUGAUCGAGUCUCAGGGACCCACCAAUACCAGAAUGUAUGUUGUGGCUGUGUAUUUCCGAGGCGAGCGACUAGCAACUGGAACUGGCCACAGUAAACAGCAAGCAGAGAUGUCAGCAGCAACUAAUGCACUGAGUGACAGAGGAGAACUGUUUCCUAUUCUGGAUCAUCAAAAACGCUUUCUGCAGCAUAAAUUGAAAAUGGACAAACAGCGUAGAUAUUGCUAUGACUCGCGCGGUUCAAAAUACUCAUCCUCUGAUAACUCUAGUCCACAACCAAGAAAGAAACCAAGAUAUCGGAGAUAACAACAAUCCCAUAACGCUGUUGUCCUAGAUCUGUUUUGUGCAAUGUUCAUGUUGUCUUCCUGUUGUCAGUACCUGAAGCAAGUCUUCAACUAUUAAUAUAUAGUUAACAAGGACAUAAAUAUUUUUAUCAUCCAUUAAAGGAUUUUGUAGGAGAUAUCGCUGGCACUAUAAUUUGCGAUAUCUCCUGCGAUAUUCUCCGCAGGAGAUAUUGCUUCUUAUAAUCUUAAUUGGUCAAA